Molecule: messenger RNA, 741 nt
Organism: Carya illinoinensis
Lineage: Eukaryota; Viridiplantae; Streptophyta; Magnoliopsida; Fagales; Juglandaceae
Exons: 1
Coding region: 1-741 (246 amino acids)
Source: RefSeq, a predicted model, not a curated record
AUGGCAAGCCUAAGAAAAAAAUGGAGGGCUUGGGAUGAGCUGUGUAGACCAGUUUUAGAGGGGGGUAUUGGGCUCAGAAAUUUGCUUGAGGCGCAGAGAUCCCUUCAUAUGAAAUUUGUCUGGAAUUUGUUUCAAGGAAAAUCGGUUUGGUCGAAAUUUUUGGUUGCUAAAUAUGUCGGUAAUAAUCAUAUCUCCUGUGUGGAUUCAUCUAAAGGAUCAAAAUCAUGGAAGAUGCUUUUAGAUAACAUGGCUGCUGUAAAAAAAUUUUCCAAAUGGAGGGUGAAAGAAUGUAACAUUUCCUUUUGGCAAGACAGAUGGUUAAAUGAUGGUCCUCUUAGUGAGCAACAUGAAGUUUGGGAUUUUUCGAAUCUUUCUAUCGCUGAGUGUAAACUUGGAAAUGGGUGGAAUGUGGAACUGUUUGACCGAUUAGUUGGCAUGGAAAAGUUAGAACAAAUCUUAGAAGAAUUGGGUAGAGUGAAGCAGGGGAAGGACACUCUUAUUUGGUUACCGAAUGCCCAUGGGAAUUUUUCCCCUCAUUCUGCAUGGGAAUGUAUCAGGUCUAGAGGCCCAAAAGUGCCUUCGCAUAAAUGGUUGUGGCAUCCUGCACUACCAAAAAAAAUGUCUCUAAUAAUGUGGAAGACACAUAAUAAUUGUUUGCCGGUGGAUGAUAGGGUUCGUAGAGCAGGGAUUUCGUUGGUUUCUAAAUGUGAUUGCUGUGACAAUGGGGGAUAUGAGGAUUAG